This is a messenger RNA of Trichosurus vulpecula (common brushtail), 2347 nucleotides long. Its product is annotated as THO complex subunit 3. Gene Ontology annotation, cellular component: THO complex part of transcription export complex. Gene Ontology annotation, biological process: mRNA export from nucleus. The transcript is spliced from 6 exons. Gene Ontology annotation, molecular function: protein binding. The record is from RefSeq and is a predicted model, not a curated record. NCBI's taxonomy places the organism in Eukaryota, Metazoa, Chordata, Mammalia, Diprotodontia, Phalangeridae. Bases 123 to 1178 code for a protein of 351 amino acids.
CCCGUCGGCGGUUGGGCGGAGGGAGUGCGCUUGCGCGUCUCCGGCCCAGCUGCCAGAGCGGCGCGUGGGUGGCGGUUGGCGUUUGCUGUCUUGCGCUCGCGGCUUGGCUCUGUGUGCGCGGGAUGGCGGGCGCCUCGACCCUGGCGGGGAGCUCUGCGCUGGGGCUGGGCGCUGUUGGGGGGGCCUGGCCCUGGGGUAUCUCUGCGGGAGGCCCGUCCCGCUAUGUGGCCGGGAUGCAGGAGCUGUUCCGGAGCCACAGCAAGACUCGCGAGUUCCCGGCGCACAGCGCCAAGGUGCACUCGGUGGCCUGGAGCUGUGACGGGCGCCGCCUGGCCUCGGGCUCCUUCGACAAGACGGCCAGCGUCUUCUUGCUGGAGAAGGACCGCCUGGUAAAGGAAAAUAACUACCGAGGGCAUGGGGACAGUGUGGAUCAGCUUUGUUGGCACCCGAGUAAUCCAGACCUCUUUGUCACUGCAUCUGGGGACAAAACUAUUCGCAUCUGGGAUGUUAGAACUACAAAAUGCAUCGCCACUGUGAAUACUAAAGGGGAGAAUAUUAACAUUUGCUGGAGUCCUGAUGGGCAGACCAUUGCUGUGGGCAACAAAGACGACGUGGUCACUUUCAUCGAUGCUAAGACCCACCGUUCCAAAGCAGAGGAGCAGUUUAAGUUUGAAGUAAACGAAAUCUCCUGGAAUAAUGACAACAAUAUGUUCUUCCUGACAAAUGGCAAUGGUUGUAUCAACAUUCUCAGCUAUCCUGAGCUGAAGCCUGUGCAGUCCAUCAAUGCUCAUCCUUCCAAUUGCAUCUGUAUCAAAUUUGACCCCACGGGGAAGUACUUUGCCACAGGAAGUGCUGAUGCACUGGUUAGCCUUUGGGAUGUUGACGAAUUAGUAUGUGUGAGAUGUUUUUCCAGAUUGGAUUGGCCAGUGAGAACCCUCAGCUUUAGCCACGAUGGGAAGAUGCUUGCAUCAGCAUCUGAAGACCACUUUAUUGACAUUGCUGAAGUAGAGACAGGUGAUAAGCUCUGGGAGGUGCAGUGUGAGUCUCCGACAUUCACGGUGGCCUGGCAUCCCAAAAGACCCCUGUUGGCAUUUGCUUGUGAUGACAAAGAUGGCAAAUAUGACAGCAGCCGGGAAGCAGGAACUGUGAAGUUAUUUGGGCUUCCUAAUGACUCUUAAAAUGAGAUUGGAGGAUCCAGUGUGCAGAGGGGGAGUAUUGAUUCAGAAGAGAGGCUGGGAUAAAGGCCUGGGAAAGUCAGGCAUCAUUUUGUUUAGUUUAUUUGGUCUGUUUCUCCCUGUGUACAUUCUGCCCCAUCCCCAACAUCCCAGUAGAAAAAGAAAGCUGUUUCCAUGCUCAUCCAUUUGAAUACAAUAGCACAUCUGUUAGCAGUUUUUUGUGGGAGUGGUGGGGUGGUAGAGUUUCCAUUGUAGUAAUCUGUUAAUGGCAAAGAGCACUGAAUUUAGAGUCAGAGCAGCUGAAAGAAGACUGGAUUUGAGAUUGGAUGCCUCUAUUCACAGCUUAGUUCAGAUACUACCUAGAACUUUGCCUCUCUGGGCCUUAGCUUUCUCAUUUUUAAAAUGAUGGAUUUAGAUGAUCUAAAUCCUAUUACCUUUCUUUCUCAGGGGAUAGUCCUAUGUAUUUCAAGAAUCCUAGGGGUUUCUACAGGGAGCUGAAUAGUUUAACCAGCUUCUUCCUUAUUAUCUUAUUGCCUUUAAUUUUUUGAGAAGAUGUUGUAAUGCUACAUUUUGUAACCUUUGCUGACUAAAAGUUUGUUGGUCUUGAGAAGUGACAACCUUACUUCUUGAUCAAAGAUUGCACGCCCAUAUUAGUAACUUUAUUUUGAAUAGAGAUGAAAAGAAACACUGGUGCCUUAGUGCCUCACUCCUGAAAAUAACAUCUCCCUCCUCUGUAAAGAUAGAGGUUUGGAUUAGAUGACUUCUAAAUUCCUGUGAUCCAUUUUUUAUAGCACUUGGUUUACAAAAUAAUUUCCUUACAAUAACCCUAAGAGGAGGGUGGAUGUGUUGUUUUGCCCAAUUUAUAGGUGAUGAAGCUCUGGCAUAGAGAGGCUAAGUAAUUUACCCAGGAGUCACAUGGCUAGUCAAGUAGGUAUCUCUGCCUGAGUGACUGUGGGUGGUAUAGCAUGAUUUCAAAGUCCAAGUUGCUACCUCAUUCGGAUAUCCUCAUACGUGAUGUAUCUUCCCAGCUCUCCUCUGCUCAUAGACAUUCUACUUGUGGGGGUAGGAUUGGUGAACAGGAAUGGAACAUUUUGGGGAAAGUAUUUUGUAAGAAUAAUUUUGAUAUUUUGGCAUUUAAUAAAAGGUAAAUUUUUGGGCAUUCUUACGUUUUA